AUGGCUGGAAGGGAAUGGCUCAACAUCCUGACUCUAAUGAGUCUUUUAACUGCAAACUCACAUGCUCAGCUGGAUGUAUGUGGGAUCACUCCAGUGAGAACGAGGAUCGUUGGAGGUGAAGACGCUCAAGAAGGAAGUUGGCCUUGGCAGGCCAGUCUGCAGUUUUUUGGCAGACAUAAUUGUGGUGGUUCUCUUAUAAACAAAGAGUGGGUGAUGUCUGCUGCCCACUGCUUCUCUGGCACAAGUACCUCUCAAUGGUCGAUUUCUCUUGGUCGUCAGAACCUGCAGGGCAACAACCCUAACGAAGUGUCCAGAACUGUUGACACAAUCAUUUUGCAUCCGGACUAUGACAGUUUUACCUCUGACAACGACAUCGCUCUGCUGAGACUUACCUCACCAGUCACAUUCACAGACUACAUCAGACCUGUGUGUCUGGCAGCCAGUAGCAGUAACUUCAUCAGUGCUACUGAUAGCUGGGUCACUGGUUGGGGAAGAAUCCAGGAGGGAGGUAAUGUCAUGGCCCUCCCCUUCCCUCAAACUCUACAAGAAGUGGAGGUUCCAGUUGUGGGAAACAGACAGUGUAACUGCCAGUAUGGUGUAGGUUCUAUUACAGACAACAUGAUCUGUGCUGGUUUACUUGAAGGAGGAAAAGAUGCGUGUCAGGGCGACUCAGGAGGUCCAAUGAUGAGCGAGCAGAAUUUAAUCUGGAUCCAGUCUGGAAUUGUCAGUUUUGGUAUUGGCUGUGCCAGACCUGAUCUGCCGGGAGUUUAUACCAGAGUGUCCCGCUACCAGUCCUGGAUCAACUCACACAUCAGUUCUGAUCAGCCGGGCUUUGUCCAGUUCACGUCUGAUGGGCUGGAUACUGACAGCAGCUUCACAUGCCCUGGUCUUCCUCCUCCUGUUACUCCUCCUGAAGACUCAUCUACGACCUCAGGUUCUGGUUUCUCAAGCGGUGAAGGACCAUCAAGGAACGACAUUCUGCGAGCAGGUGUAGACUUCUUUAUUUUGCAAAAAGAAAGUCUCUUACGGGUUGCUUUUCAGCCUUUCCGUUCUUCUCCUGCUCGCUUCUCCGCUCCUGCUUCUCAGCUGCAUGCGUCGUCGUCCUCCGUGCGCUCUCUUUCGCUCGGCAUUCGCUUCUCUCUGGCUCCUUCUCCUCACUCCGCCUCUCCCCCUCACGUCCGCUGCUGCCGCCCUCUUAUACAGUUCACGAGGAUUAUUAAAUUGUGCCCAGCUGAGCGCUCCACACACCUGGUGAUAAUUGCGGCGUCGAUCUCAGCGCGCUCCGCCUCGCUGCUCGCUCGCCGUCCAUGCUUCCUCGCCGCCAUCUUGGAGCGGGCACCGGUAAUCAAAGUAUGUGGGACUACUCCAGUGGGAACAAGGAUUGUUGGAGGUGAAGACGUUCAAGAAGGAAGUUGGCCUUGGCAGGCCAGUCUGCAGAAUUUUGGCAGCCAUGUUUGUGGUGGUUCUCUUAUAAACAAAGAGUGGGUGAUGUCUGCUGCCCACUGCUUCUUCAGCACAAAUACCUUUGGAUGGUCGGUUUCUCUUGGUCGUCAGAACCUGCAGGGCAUCAACCCAAACGAAGUGUCCAGAACUGUUGACACAAUCAUUUUGCAUCCGGACUAUGACACUGUUACCUUUGACAACGACAUCGCUCUGCUUAGACUUACCUCACCGGUCACGUUCACAGACUACAUCAGACCUGUGUGUCUGGCAGCCAGUAGCAGUAACUACAUCAGUGGUACUGAUAGCUGGGUCACUGGUUGGGGAACAGUCCAGGAGGGAGUGGCCCUCCCCUUCCCUCAAACUCUACAAGAAGUGGAGGUUCCAGUUGUGGGAAACAGACAGUGUAACUGCCAGUAUGGUGUAGGUUCUAUUACAGACAACAUGAUCUGUGCUGGUUUACUUGAAGGAGGAAAAGAUGCGUGUCAGGGCGACUCAGGAGGUCCAAUGAUGAGCGAGCAAAAUUUAAUCUGGAUCCAGUCUGGAAUUGUCAGUUUUGGUAUUGGCUGUGCCAGACCUGAUCUGCCGGGAGGUUAUACCAGAGUGUCCCGCUACCAGUCCUGGAUCAACUCACACAUCAGUUCUGAUCAGCCAGGCUUUGUCCAGUUCAGGUCUGAUGGGCUGGAUACUGACAGCAGCUUCACAUGCCCUGGUCUUCCUCUUCCUGUUACUCCUCCUGAAGACUCAUCUACAACCUCAGGUUCUGGUUUCUCAAGCGUAUGUGGGACCACUCCAGUGGAAACAAGGAUUGUUGGAGGUGAAGACGCUCAAGAAGGAAGUUGGCCUUGGCAGGCCAGUCUGCAGAAUUUUGGCAGCCAUGUUUGUGGUGGUUCUCUUAUAAACAAAGAGUGGGUGAUGUCUGCUGCCCACUGCUUCUUCAGCACAAAUACCUUUGGAUGGUCGGUUUCUCUUGGUCGUCAGAACCUGCAGGGCAUCAACCCAAACGAAGUGUCCAGAACUGUUGACACAAUCAUUUUGCAUCCGGACUAUGACAGUUUUACCUUUGACAACGACAUCGCUCUGCUUAGACUUACCUCACCAGUCACGUUUACAGACUACAUCAGACCUGUGUGUCUGGCAGCCAGUAGCAGUAACUACAUUAGUGGUACUGAUAGCUGGGUCACUGGUUGGGGAACAGUCCAGGAGGGAGUGGCCCUCCCCUUCCCUCAAACUCUACAAGAAGUGGAGGUUCCAGUUGUGGGAAACAGACAGUGUAACUGCCAGUAUGGUGUAGGUUCUAUUACAGACAACAUGAUCUGUGCUGGUUUACUUGAAGGAGGAAAAGAUGCGUGUCAGGUAGAUAACUUAUUUUCAUUUACCUCUUUGGUUUGAAGUAAUUCAAGUGAUUUGACACACGAUUCCUCUCCACACACUCAGGGCGACUCAGGAGGUCCAAUGAUGAGCGAGCAGAAUUUAAUCUGGAUCCAGUCUGGAAUUGUCAGUUUUGGUAUUGGCUGUGCCAGACCUGAUCUGCCGGGAGGUUAUACCAGAGUGUCCCGCUACCAGUCCUGGAUCAACUCACACAUCAGUUCUGAUCAGCCAGGCUUUGUCCAAUUCAGGUCUGAUGGGCUGGAUACUGACAGCAGCUUCACAUGCCCUGGUCUUCCUCUUCCUGUUACUCCUCCUGAAGACUCAUCUACGACCUCAGGUUCUGGUUUCUCAAGCGGUGAAGGUUCGGAAGAAUUAUGUGGGACCACUCCAGUGGGAACAAGGAUUGUUGGAGGUGAAGACGCUCAAGAAGGAAGUUGGCCUUGGCAGGCCAGUCUGCAGAAUUUUGGCAGCCAUGUUUGUGGUGGUUCUCUUAUAAACAAAGAGUGGGUGAUGUCUGCUGCCCACUGCUUCUUCAGCACAAAUACCUUUGGAUGGUCGGUUUCUCUUGGUCGUCAGAACCUGGAUGGCAUCAACCCAAACGAAGUGUCCAGAACUGUUGACACAAUCAUUUUGCAUCCGGACUUUGACACUGUUACCUUUGACAACGACAUCGCUCUGCUUAGACUUACCUCACCAGUCACGUUUACAGACUACAUCAGACCUGUGUGUCUGGCAGCCAGUAGCAGUAACUACAUCAGUGGUACUGAUAGCUGGGUCACUGGUUGGGGAACAGUCCAGGAGGGAGUGGCCCUCCCCUUCCCUCAAACUCUACAAGAAGUGGAGGUUCCAGUUGUGGGAAACAGACAGUGUAACUGCCAGUAUGGUGUAGGUUCUAUUACAGACAACAUGAUCUGUGCUGGUUUACUUGAAGGAGGAAAAGAUGCGUGUCAGGGCGACUCAGGAGGUCCAAUGAUGAGCGAGCAGAAUUUAAUCUGGAUCCAGUCUGGAAUUGUCAGUUUUGGUAUUGGCUGUGCCAGACCUGAUCUGCCGGGAGGUUAUACCAGAGUGUCCCGCUACCAGUCCUGGAUCAACUCACACAUCAGUUCUGAUCAGCCGGGCUUUGUCCAGUUCAGGUCUGAUGGGCUGGAUACUGACAGCAGCUUCACAUGCCCUGGUCUUCCUCUUCCUGUUACUCCUCCUGAAGACUCAUCUACAACCUCAGGUUCUGGUUUCUCAAGCGGUGAAGUAUGUGGGACCACUCCAGUGGGAACAAGGAUUGUUGGAGGUGAAGACGCUCAAGAAGGAAGUUGGCCUUGGCAGGCCAGUCUGCAGAAUUUUGGCAGCCAUGUUUGUGGUGGUUCUCUUAUAAACAAAGAGUGGGUGAUGUCUGCUGCCCACUGCUUCUUCAGCACAAAUACCUUUGGAUGGUCGGUUUCUCUUGGUCGUCAGAACCUGGAUGGCCUCAACCUAAAUGAAGUGUCCAGAACUGUUGACACAAUCAUUUUGCAUCCGGACUAUGACACUGUUACCUUUGACAACGACAUCGCUCUGCUUAGACUUACCUCACCGGUCACGUUUACAGACUACAUCAGACCUGUGUGUCUGGCAGCCAGUAGCAGUAACUACAUCAGUGGUACUGAUAGCUGGGUCACUGGUUGGGGAACAGUCCAGGAGGGAGUGGCCCUCCCCUUCCCUCAAACUCUACAAGAAGUGGAGGUUCCAGUUGUGGGAAACAGACAGUGUAACUGCCAGUAUGGUGAAGGUUCUAUUACAGACAACAUGAUCUGUGCUGGUUUACUUGAAGGUGGAAAAGAUGCGUGUCAGGGCGACUCAGGAGGUCCAAUGAUGAGCGAGCAGAAUUUAAUCUGGAUCCAGUCUGGAAUUGUCAGUUUUGGUAUUGGCUGUGCCAGACCUGAUCUGCCGGGAGGUUAUACCAGAGUGUCCCGCUACCAGUCCUGGAUCAACUCACACAUCAGUUCUGAUCAGCCAGGCUUUGUCCAGUUCAGGUCUGAUGGGCUGGAUACUGACAGCAGCUUCACAUGCCCUGGUCUUCUUCCUCCUGUUAUUCCUCCUGAAGACUUAUCUAUGACCUCAGGUUCUGGUUUAUCAAGCGUUGAAGGUUCGUCCCCUGAGUGA
This is a messenger RNA of Nerophis lumbriciformis (worm pipefish), 4947 nucleotides long. Lineage: Eukaryota; Metazoa; Chordata; Actinopteri; Syngnathiformes; Syngnathidae. The record is from RefSeq and is a predicted model, not a curated record.